Molecule: messenger RNA, 2667 nt
Organism: Salmo salar (Atlantic salmon)
Lineage: Eukaryota; Metazoa; Chordata; Actinopteri; Salmoniformes; Salmonidae
Gene: nectin4b
Product: nectin cell adhesion molecule 4b
Biological process (GO): homophilic cell-cell adhesion; heterophilic cell-cell adhesion
Cellular component (GO): adherens junction
Source: RefSeq, a predicted model, not a curated record
AGGGGGUGGAGAGAGACGCAGGCAGUAACAUAUGUAUACAACAAUGGAAUGCAAAAGCUUGAGCAAAGUGUAAAUUCGAGAAUUAGAGACAUUUCACAGAAGAAUGUUAGUCUUGUGUAGGCUAGUGACUUAAUCUAAUUCUGUUCCGAUGUUGUGUUACCCGAUUGUCUGGUGUUUUGCAACUGUUCGAGUUGGAAUUAACGUUUUACCUCGUGCGUCAGGUAGGCUACGGACUACGAAUUCCUGGAGAGUGUGAGCGAAAGAAAUGUUUGAAAAGUAAACCGAAAAGUUGGGACCUUCUUUCUUGUUACUGAAUAUUUGGAAUGUAGUUAUACUGUAGAAAAUGUGUACACAAUUUGUGUGCUACUGUAAAUAAAUCGAGCAGCUUUGGUUUUAUUGGCAAGAACUACGAAGAGACACGAACACCUGACGCACAGUCCACCGUAAACUUGUCUACAAAUGUUUCUCCAAAUAGGCUACUCCAAUGGCAACACGUUACUCUCAUGUUUCUAAUAAUAAUAAUGAGAUGACGAAAAUGCAUUAUUUCAUACCAUUUUGAAGCUUGUUGUUGAACUUGGAUAGAUUUUGGAAAACCCUAAGAUUGAUUUUGGGAGUGCCACUGAAUCAAGGGAUGGAGUUACCUGUCCGGGGCCCGAGCCAGUGGGGCACAGCGUGGUUGGUGCUAUGGGCAUUUGCAGUGUGUGUGAGGGGUGGGUUUGUGGAGCCUCCUCCGUCCUUCUCCAUGUGUUCCUUGACGGAGGAUGAGACGCGGCUGCCCUGUCAGUUUCAAGUUCAGGAGGAGGAGCAGGUAGUUCAGGUCAGCUGGUUCAAGGAGCUACCUGAUGGCACCAAGGAACAAAUCAUCACUGCCCACCUCACAGAGGGACACACAGAGUUUGGGCGGUACUCUGGGAGAGUGAGGUUUGAGAGCAGUAGCCCCACAGUGGACUCUGCCCUGCUCAUCAUGAACACGGAGGAGUCUUAUGAGGGGAAAUACACCUGUCACAUCAGCACAUUCCCCUAUGGGAACUUUGAGAGGCAGCUGUCACUCACUGUGUGGACCCUACCAAUCUCUUCUCUGGACCCGGUGGUUCUGGAGGAGGGCCAGUCCUUCCGCAUAGCUGCCUCCUGCCGCUCCGUGGCCCGUCCUCCACCUCGACUGACCUGGGAUACGGAUCUCCCUGGUCAGACGCAGAACCGCAGCUCCGAGGGCGGGGCCGUGUCCACCCACUUCUCCCUGCACCCCCUGAGGAGUAUGAACGGCAUGCGGCUGGACUGCCUCGUCUGGCACCCUGCUCUGGAGCAACCCCGGAGGAUCAGUAACCGCCUGGUGGUGCAAUUUCCCCCAGAUGCAGCUGUCACUGGCUAUAAUGGAAACUGGUACAUGGGACUGAAGGGAGCUGAACUCAAGUGUGAGACUGGAGGAAACCCCAAACCACAGAGCUUCACCUGGACCAGGGGUGGUAAGGCCCUGCCAGACGGUCUUACUGUGAAUGGAGCAAGGCUUCUGUUUGGCCGAGCCCUGAGACAGAAUGACACUGGAGUUUAUGAAUGUGUGGUGAACAACGGCAUUGGGACAAGGAAAGUAGAAUCGAACAUCACAGUGACAGAGAGAAUUCGCAGUGUGCAGGAAACCACUGUUGACACUCUAGUGAUGAUCAUUAUAGUUGUGGCUGCUGGGGUUUUGGUCAUCGUCAUGAUCAUCAUCAUCAUCUUAGUCAACCGAUACCACAGGCGCAAAAACAGAAAAUUAGAGAUGGAGCUUAGCGAAAGAACUUUAAAAAUCAACACACUCUCCAGACAGGACUCCUCUCAGAGACUCAACUCUGUCAGCACAGACCCCAGAGGACAGAAUGAAGACUGUACACUACUUAGACUAGACAGUAGAAUGAAAAACAGCCUAAUGUCCCUUGAGGACCGUCCCAUCUACAUAGGCAGUGAAUCAUCCCUGGUUGGGAGGCGUGGGACUGUUGGACAGGGGGAUGUGGACUACCUAGGCCGCCCUGUCCUGUACCAGUCUAGCUGGCAUGAGGGCAGAGAGAGUAUGAGGGGCGCUGAGAUGGAGGGCGAGAGGGAAGAGCGCAGACGAAGGGUGGAGUCGUACCUGAAGAGAAGCAAUAUGUCCCUGGACUCUGGCCUUCCUUCCUCCCUUGUCCCCAUCAAGCCCCAGGACCAGGAUGGCAGUGUGGGGCCCACAGACAUCCCUCCAAUGCUCAGUGACCUGUGUGGCCAGAGGGAGGGGGUGACCAAAGGGGAAGACUGGGGCCACAGCCGGGCUGUGCUGGAGGUUGAUGAGGCAGACUGUGACACCAGUUCUUACCAGAUCUCAGAGGCGCUCUCCAACCACUUCCACUACAGCAACGGGUUCCUGCGGCCCAAACCACACUCCAACGCCAUCCUCCUACACCCCAGAGGACAGAUCAUCUAGACAUGGGAGGCUUGGCUGAAAAGGGAACUGCCCUCAGCUCCACCCUAACCUAGUGGUCAUUAUACAGAAAUUUGGGUUUGGCAACUUCAUGCUCACGUUCAUUGCCAUUUGUCUUUUUUUAUCAGCAUUGUCUUCUUGUAUGUCCUAUGUAAACAAAAUGUACUAGUCUAAGUAGAGAUUGGACAAGAUUGCACCAUCACUUUGUAUCAACUAUAAACCCAGUCUUGUGUAAGCACUCA